AUGGCUGGAAUUGGCUCACCAGAGGAUGACCCCUUUGAUUUCCUCUUCAAAAUAAUUCUGAUUGGUGACUCAAAUGUGGGAAAGACGUGCGUAGUGCAACGCUUCCAGUCAGGCGCCUUCAGUGACAAACACCAAAACACGAUCGGGGUAGACUUCUCAGUUCGCUCCCUAAACAUUGAUGGCAAAAAGGUCAAGGUUCAAGUCUGGGACACAGCUGGCCAGGAGAGAUUCCGUACAAUCACCCAGAGUUAUUAUCGAAGUGCUCAUGGGGCCAUCAUUGCCUAUGACCUCACUCGGCGCCAGACCUUUGAAUCUGUUCCUCACUGGAUUCAUGAAGUGGAGAGCCUUCCCUUUCUCUUUUCCUUGCCUCCUGUUCCUUGCCUCCUUUUCUGUAAUAAGUCAGAUCUGGCAGAGAAUCGACAAAUCUUGUUUGAAGAAGCCUGCACGUUGGCAGAGAAGUUUGGCCUACUUGCUGUCUUGGAGACUUCAGCUAAAGAAUCUCGGAAUAUUGAUGAGGUCUUCCUCCUUAUGGCAAAAGAACUGAUUGCCCGGAACACCCUGCACUUCCACAAGGACGGACCGCGGAACAGUUUUGUGCUGGACUCACGGCCUAUUGUGACAGCCAAUGAACCAGAGAAAAACUGUCUUUGUGGGUAA
Molecule: messenger RNA, 657 nt
Organism: Staurois parvus
Lineage: Eukaryota; Metazoa; Chordata; Amphibia; Anura; Ranidae
Source: the annotation of a GenBank genome assembly